GAGUGCGUCGCUUCAGUAUCGAACAAAGCAAACACAGGAACAUUAUUAAGCAUGAUCAUCCCGGACAUAGUACCUGGCUGCUGCUCGGCCUCGACCUGAUCGACUGCGUAGACUCGGGCCUGCUGUCUGCCCCUCUGCUGCUGUUGCUGGGGUGGCCUCUGAGCCUGCUGACGGGGCUGCUGCUGCUGUGGCUGCUGAGGCUGCUGUGCCUUCUUCGGACAACGGUUAGCAAAGUGUCCGGGCUCGUGACAGUAAUAGCAUAUAUCUUGGCCGAAGCGACACUCGCCUCGGUGAAGUCGUCCGUAUGUGGGGCACGGUGGAACCUGCUGCUGUCUCUGUCGGGUCCUCCUGUCGGUCUAUGCGCCCUUUCCCUUCCUCUUCUUCUCCUUCGUCGGCUGGAACCGGGUACCCUGAUUGAGCGACAGAAUCUCCAUCUCGGCUCUGUAAUAAGUGGGGUAGUACUUCUCGCGGAUCAGCUCCUUGAGCCUAUCCCAGGUACAACCCUCUUUCUCGCCGGGACGCAUACUCCAGUAGGCAUUCCACCGGAGUCGGGCAUCAAGAAGUUGAACAUGGUCGUGGCAUGCGCACCGUGCGCCGCUGAUGCGGAAGUGGCUAGGCAGCUCAAGAACGCCGCCAGUCGGGCCUACCAUGCGCGCAAGAGGAAAGCACGAGUGACGGCAGAAAUGCGCGCACUGGAGGGUAGUGCGCGCCAAACGGGCGAAGAUAACCAGCGCACGGGCGCGCGGGCGGAAGGCGAGGACGUCGGCAAAACACGCGGCCGCAGUAGGCGUGUAGCAAACGCCUAUCACGUGCAGACAAAGGGCACGGUGGACGCGGGCGUGGGUGAACAGGAUGCGCGGGACGCGGUGCUUGGGAGCGCGCGCGCAAAAGAACCGCGCGACGGGGUAGCACGCACGCGCGAGCCCUCAGUCCUCGAGGAAUGCGGACAGCCGGGCGGGGCGCACGCCUGC
Molecule: messenger RNA, 971 nt
Organism: Striga hermonthica
Lineage: Eukaryota; Viridiplantae; Streptophyta; Magnoliopsida; Lamiales; Orobanchaceae
Source: the annotation of a GenBank genome assembly